Messenger RNA from Rhizophagus irregularis DAOM 181602=DAOM 197198, 1767 nucleotides. NCBI's taxonomy places the organism in Eukaryota, Fungi, Glomeromycota, Glomeromycetes, Glomerales, Glomeraceae. The record is from RefSeq and is a predicted model, not a curated record.
AUGAGAUUAAAUAAAAAUUACAUACAAAUUACCUUUAUUAUUUUCUUCGUUAUUAAGCUCUUGAAAAUUGGUUUGAUGAACAAUGGAUCGCUGAUAGAAUUGCUGACGAUGUUGUUGAGUAAAUCUGGUACUAGUGGAAGUGAAAUUAUGGAUCAAUUUAUUUCCGAAAAUAAAUUAAAAUGGAUUCCUUAUAAUAAAUUUGAAAAUAUUAAAUAUCUUAAUAAAGGUGGAUUUGGUAUUAUUUAUGAAGCUACAUAUAAUAAUUAUAAAGUAAUUCUUAAAUCUCUUAAUUAUCUUAAUAAUUCAUAUGAAAGUUUAAAUGAAUUUUUAAAUAAGUGGAAAAUUAUUGAUUCAAAUAAAAUUAUUAAAAUAUAUGGAUUUACAAAAGAUCCAGAUACUUUGAAUUAUAUGUUAGCAAUGGAAUAUGCAAAUAAAGGUAAUCUAAGAGGAUGCUUAACAGAAAUAACAAAAAAUUGGGGACAGAAAUUAUAUAUGUUGUAUAAAAUUAUUAUUGGUCUUAAGGAUAUUCAUGAAAAAGGUCUUAUUCAUUAUAACUUUCAUGAUGGUAAUAUUUUAUGUAACAAAUAUUCAGAAAAUGUAUAUGAAAUUUAUAUUAGUGAUUAUUUAAGAUCAUAUCAACUUGCAAAACCUUUCUCAAAAGAAAAUAGUAUUUAUGGCAUUAUACCAUUUAUGGCACCUGAAAUUUUAAGAGGCAAACCUUAUACUCAAGCUAGUGAUAUUUAUAGUUUUUCUAUGAUUAUGUGGGAAUUUACAUCUGGUAUUCCACCAUUUAAUGAUAAGGCACAUGAUCUUCAACUUGCUUUAAGUAUUUGUAAAGGUGAACGUCCUGAAGUCAUUGAAAAUACUCCACAAUGUUUUAUAGAUUUGAUGAAAAAAUGUUGGGAUGAAGAUUCAUUAAAAAGGCCAUCUGCAUCAGAAAUUUUAGAUACUAUUGAAAAAUGGAUUUUCCUUUCUUCUAAUAUAGAAAAUAAUAAAGUAUUAAAAAGCAAUAUUAUGGAAUUUAUAAAUGCGCCAAUUGGAUACAAUAACCUUAUUGUAGAAUCUCAUUUACAAGCAUAUUAUACAAGUAAAUUACUUGAUUUUACUAGUAAAGAAUUAAAUAAAAUUCUAAAAGAAUCUCAAGGGUUAAAAGAUGAUGAUGAUAUUGAGCAGGAACUACUCAAAUUAGGAAUGAUUGCUGAAACCAGUUCUCAAAAUGAGCUAAAAGAGAAACAAGUUCUUAAUCAAGCAAAUAAUUUUCUAAAAGCCAAGGAUAAUUUUUUAGCUUCACGAGAAGAAGCUAUUAAAAAACUGCAAAAUUGUUGCAAUAAUCUGGAAAGGUUUACUAAUAAAGAGAGAAAUACUAUUGGUUCUAUCAGUGAUAUGAAAAUCUUCAAAUUGGCUGAUAAAUAUACUAAAGAGUUUCAAAAUACUCUUGUAAAAUAUAGUGAUGGAUUACUACAGUUGAAUAAAGUUUAUGACUCUUUAGUGGAUAUUGUUCAAAAAAAUAAAGAGUUGGAAGUUAGUCUUGUUGUUGAAAAUAUGCUUAAGUUGAAUUCUUUUAAUCUUGACAAAUACAAUAUUUUUAAAUUUGUUACUAAUUCUCAGGAAGGAGCUAGAACUCAAUUAAAUUCUAACAUGAUGAUGGAAGAUAUAGAUUCAUUAAGAAAGAAUUUGAAUGAAUUGAAAUCAGAAUUAAAACAAGAAAAAAAGGAAUUGAAAAAUUUAGCGGAGAUUAGAAUUAACUAUAUUGAUGGAAGUUUAUGA